AUUUUAUUUUGGCGCCAUAUUUGAAGGUUCACAGUCUGUAACUCGGUCAGUUUGUGUAAGUUUCAUGUAAUAUUGAGCAACUCCAAGGCGUAGUUGAUCUUGAACAAGUCCAUUGACCAGUAUUUUACUCAUUUGCAUUUAGUGCGAAAUUGCGAGGUCGAAGGAGCGGAGCAAAAACGCGACCUUAGUUAAUUCUAAAUCAGGCUGAUGGAGGAGGAAUCGUUGUAUGGAAAGAGAAAGAAGAAAAAGAACAAGACCCCUAAUCCCUUCUUUGAGACGUGGCUGCAGGAAUGGAAACAGGAAGCUGUCGAUAAAGGCAUCAAAUCACAAUAUGUUUAUGCCAAGGCGCUCAAGUCACUUCGCAAAUAUCCUCUUCUUCUGACAUCUGGAAAGGACUGCAAAAUUUUGGAAAAUUUUGGAGACAAACUGUGUAAGUUGUUGGAUGAUCGACUUCAGAAACACAUACAAGAACACGGUGCAUUAGUUCCCCCACAGCCAGAGAAUUCAUUUACCAAACCACCACCCAGGCAGAAACCAAAACCGAGUAAGAAGCCAGCAGCGACAGUGGUCAGACCUGUGACAGAGCAGCAGGUGGUCCCCCGUGGGGCAGCUCAUACUCUGUCCGACUCUGAAAGUGAAGGAGAUGCAGAGGCUCCGCAACCCCCCAGGAAAAGACCAAGAUCUGGAAUAGGAAUAGGAAGUGGUGAAAGGGAAUAUAUACCUGCCUACAGAUCCGGACCCUUCGCUCUUCUUAUCACCCUAAACAGAGACAGACAGUCUGCAAAUGGGAGAGGAUUUAUGACAAAAUCAGAUUUAUGUAGUCAAGCCCAGCCCUUAGCUGAGAAAUCUUUCACUGUAGCAGACCCCAGCUGUCGGUACACAGCCUGGUCUUCAAUGGGAACACUGAUAAAGAAAGGACUAGUCGUCAAGGAGAGUAGUCCAGCUCAGUACAGUCUGACCGAGGCGGGGUGUGAGCUGGCACAUCGACUGGAAGCAAUUCAGGCAGACGACUUUCCAGCCAGACCACCACCAGUCCAGAGAGGACCAGCUAUAGUUCCUAACACUGUCAGUCAAGACAGAGGGACACUUCUGUACAAGUAUGUAACAAACGAUGGAGAGGAGGUAAAACACAAGGAUAAAGCCGCUGUUCUGAUUGAUGAUGAUCUAGGGAUUGGAUUUCUGAUCAGAGUGAAUUACCGACAACUGUUGUCCAGUGGGAAACGCUACAGACUGGACACCACAAGGCCUUUGGGAGAAGAUGUUUUUGUAUAUCUGCAUGGAGAUGAUGCUGUUGAUAAUGUUGGUAUACAGGAAAUGCCCGCAUUACCAUCAUUGACCGAUGUAGAUGUAGAGGAAACUCCAGUUGUUACUGCAGUCAAACCAAUUAAAGAAGGGAAGAAGAGAACAAAAGCUCCACCAGACAUUUUGUCUUCUACCUCUGCUGUACCACAACUUUUAUCAUUCCAAAGUCUGGAGCCUUCCGUUUUCGCCAGGAAACAGUUAGACAGAAUUUCCACUGAUUCUGUCAAAACUAGUUGUCUAGACACUAUACAAGGCAUUGAGAAUUCUCAGGGAUCCAGUAGUAGUGCUUCUAUACCAAAUUUUGUGCUCCAACCUGGGCAGUUUGAAAUCAUUCUGUGUGUAGACAACGCUGAAUUCUAUGGCAGCAGGCAAGGGGGAGGAAAGUCCUUGUUGCCUGACCUGAUCAAGAAUGGUGUGACCUGUGACCUCCGAAAACUCCAUGUGGGAGACCUGCUGUGGGUGGCAAGGGAGAAAACUCAUCAGACAGAAGUUGGUUUUGGUCAACCCAAGGGAAGAGAAAUUGUGUUGGACUACAUUGUGGAGAGGAAGAGAAUGGAUGACCUCGUCCAUAGCUGUACAGAUGGAAGACUUCCAGAUCAAAAGUUCCGCCUAAAGCACUGCGGCCUGAAGAAACCAAUCUUCAUGAUAGAGGACUAUGGCUCCCUUCAGCAUUUCAGCAUCCCAGAGGACCGCAUCAGGCAAACAAUAACAAAUCUUAAGGUCAUUGAUGGUUUUCAAAUCAAAAGAACAAAGAAUGUGAAGGAAUCGGUUGCCUACCUGACAGUGAUGAAGAGAUAUCUACACAGGUAUUACAAGAACAAGACACUCUAUGCCUGCAGUAGGGACGACCUCAAAGAGCAAGACUGGACCAACAGCAUCCAGGACUGCGAGGUUAAACUGAUGGAAUUCAAUGAAUUCAAUGCAGGAUCUGUCAAGUCCAGGAAUCUGAGUGUCCAGGACAUGUUCUGUAAACACCUGAGCAAAGUGAGUGGGAUGUCCGGUGAGAGAGCCCAGGCCGUGACCCAGAUCUACCCCACACUGACCGAUUUGAUGGAGGCUUACAGAUCAUGUCCAAACUCUAAGUCAGCAGAAGGUUUAUUGUCCACAGUCAAAGUAAACAAGUCAUUCAGAAAUUUGGGAAUCAACCCUAGCAGAUUAAUCCACCAGCUUUACACCAACCCGGGUCCUUUAACAUGACGGCAGUCCAGACACAUCAUUACUCUGUUACAAACUGUUACUGAACAGAUGAAAAGAAGUCCAAUUCAUUGUAAAAUGUACUUCUAGUGAGUACUGCUGCUGGUCCAAGUGUGUGUGUAUUUACAGUGCUACUUUGUCACCAUCAGUCUCGAAAUAGUCUUCGAGUUCUAUAGAUUAAAAUCAAGUUUGAUGAUCAAAUCCAAGAAUAUUUUUUCUUAUUUGAAAGGACAAAACUAAAAUAUUUCAAGCAUAAACCAUGAGGGCUAAUCAUAGACAUUUGUUUAGAUAUUAAUUUUACUUGAGGAGGAACCACCUUCUUCAUAUUGGUAUAUCCUUAAUCACAUACAGCUGGGUGAAAUAUUUUUAAACUGUUUUUCUUUUCACAGUCAUCAAAAAUGACAUGUUCUCAACACCAUAAUACAGCCCCCUAUUAUAUAUCGAUAUAUUGAUUCAUCCUUACACCAUAACCUGAUAGGUGUUUGAUUCCCCUGGUCUGUAUUUCAUCUUCAUAAAAAAAAUCACACAUGUAUAUGUUUCUUUUCAGUUUAUUAAACACUGCCAUAUUUCUAAAAGUGACAGACUUUCAAUUUAUGAAAAUACUUAAUUGCAAUGAGUUUUGAAAAUUGCGAAUUGAAUUCAGUGACAGAAGGAAAGUCUUCUAUAUGUACACGUGUAUUUUCAAUAAUGAUAAAAGAACCAAGGUCACAUUCAGCACAAUGUCAAAAGUUAAAACUGAUAACAGAAAGUAAUGACCCAAGUCCCCACUCCUGUGAGAUCCACCCACUGAUCCCUAUACUUCCUCCAUAUCUUCAUCGUCCUCUUCC
Ostrea edulis (European flat oyster) is the source of this 3323-nucleotide messenger RNA. Its product is annotated as crossover junction endonuclease MUS81-like. Gene Ontology annotation, molecular function: DNA binding; crossover junction DNA endonuclease activity; 3'-flap endonuclease activity. Gene Ontology annotation, biological process: double-strand break repair via break-induced replication; mitotic intra-S DNA damage checkpoint signaling; DNA catabolic process. Gene Ontology annotation, cellular component: Holliday junction resolvase complex; nucleus. The transcript has 20 exons. The record is from RefSeq and is a predicted model, not a curated record. NCBI's taxonomy places the organism in Eukaryota, Metazoa, Mollusca, Bivalvia, Ostreida, Ostreidae. The coding region runs from base 208 to 2499 and encodes 763 amino acids.